AAAUAGUCAUCGCGCUCGGUGCAUCGCGAGUCGUGACGCUGCCAGCCUAACAAGUUUGAACCAUGAAGCUCAUCUUAGCCGUCGCGACCUCCGCCUAUGCUUUCACAGGCCCCGCGGCCCGCCUCCCGUCGGCCAGCGUGGGCCGCACGCUGCAGGUCAAGGCACAGCCCACCAUGCUCCUCGGCGGCCUCCGCGCGCGCGCCAACAACCUCGUCCCACGCGGCGUCCGCGAAGUUCAGCAAGACCCGGGGAGUCUCGCGACGAAACCGCAAAACCCAGCGAGCCUCGCAGGUCGCCACGAAAGCCGAAGCCGCGGAAGUCUCGACGACGGAGAAGAAGGGCUUCCUGGGCGGCUUGGAUGUGCCCCUCCUGGCCUACUUCUUCUUCUGGUACCUCGGCAACUACUACUACAACAUCUCGAACAAGACCGCGUUGAAGGCGGCUGGUGGUGCCUUAGGGUACCCCAUGACCAUCUCAACUUUACAACUGGGCGUCGGGUCGUUGUAUGCCCUCUUCCUCUGGGCCGCGCCGGACGCGAGAAGCUUCCCGAAGGUCAACACCAAGGACAUCAUUGCCCUAUUACCGGUGGCGUUCUGCGCCGCCGGCGCCCACGCGGGCUCCGUCUUCGCCCUGUCCGCCGGCGCCGUCAGCUUCGGCCAGAUCGUCAAGGCGGCCGAGCCGGCCUUCGCGGCCGUCGUCGGCACGAAGCUCUACGGCAAGAAGAUCUCGAAGGCCAAGUGGCUCUCGCUCAUCCCCGUCAUCGGUGGUGUGUGCUUAGCAUCGUUAAAAGAACUGGACUUCGCCGUGAGCGCCCUCAUCGCAGCCUGUACGGCCAACGUCUUCGCGGCCUUCAAGGCCAACGAGAACGCCAAGGUGAUGGCCGCGCCGGGCCUCAAGGACCGCUUGGGCUCCGUCGGCAACCAGUUCGCCCUGACGACGAUCCUGGCCUUCCUCAUGUCGAUCCCCGUCGUGGUGUUGAAGGGCGAGCCCUGGAGCGGCUUCGUGCAGCUCUGGAAGACGAACCCCGUCGUGAGGUUCAACGUUUUGGCGUCGGGCCUCUGGUUUUAUGGGUACAACGAGCUCGCGACGAUGACGAUCAAGAAGACGUCCGCGGUCACGCAGUCCGUCGCGAACACCGCCAAGCGCGUCAUCGUCAUCGUCGGCGUCGCGAUUGUGAUGGGCGAGUCCUUGAAUCCCCUCAAGCUCGCGGGCUGCGCCAUCGGCAUCGGCGGCGUCUUCCUCUACUCCGUUAUCGACCAGCUCCUCGCGAAGAAGUGAAUGAAGUGAGGGGCCGCGCGCGCGCCGGGGGCGGCGCACUAAGGAUAAAUAACUGGAGCGCCGCGUCGAAGGCGUACCGCGGGGUCAGAAGAGUCCCAGAGAAUCCACUGCAAACCACAAGGGCACCAAGGAGUACGAGCACAGGAGCUCUAGUAUGUCUAAGUAGCGGUGCGUGACAACAAAAAGUGGCAGCAGAGGUGCUUCAGACAGCCGUGGUGCGACGCCAGCGGCGCGACGCCGCCGCUGCUGCGCCAAAAAAAUGAAUCAAGACGACCGCUACCGGAACGACUACCCCAGCGGUGCGUACCAGUCCAGCGGCCUGCACACAGCGCAGCGGGCGGGCGGCGCGACCUACGCCCGCCCCGCCGGGCCGACGCCGCCAUCGAUGCCGCCCCCGCCGCCUGCAAUAGUGCAAAAUCCGGUACCUUACCGACCGUCGAGAGCCGUCGCCAUACUACGAGGCGAUUCAGAUGAUGCCGGCCCCCUAAACCCCGACACGUCGAUCAACAGAGACACAUCAAAAGACUGGAUCUGUGAAAGUUGCGAGAAUUUGAACUUCUCGGCGCGACGGGAGUGCAAACGAUGUAGUAAACCACGACCGGCGCGGCCUCGUUACGCGCAAACGAAAUUGAGCAAGAACCCCUGGUCGCACCGAGACGUUACCAGAGACUGGCGCUGCCCGGCUUGUGACAACGUGAACUACGCGGGACGAGACAGAUGCAAUAGAUGUGCAAGGCCCCAACCGGCUCAAGUGAAAUACGUCCACCAGCCGACGAUUCCCAAGGACGUCUGCCCCACGAUCAAACUCGGGCUGCCGCAACCGAAGGUCGAGGAGAAGAAUCCCGAGUGGGACGGGCGAGGCGGGGGGUUGGGGCCUUUAUUACCACAAAAACGGUCCCAUCCUUCCCAUUCUACGCGAGAUCCGGAAAAAGAUUGGCGCUGCCCGCUCUGCAACAACGUCAACUUUUGCGGGCGCGUCCACUGCAACAAGUGCCGAGCUAUUAUACCUUUUGACGGCUACGAGGCGAUCCACGGGUCCGCGGCUCCGUGUCGUGAAUGAACUUGAACUUGCUGGGGUCGCGGCGACGCCGUGACGCGGUGCCACGCUGCCGUGGUCGCGUCGAUGGCGUCGAGGCGAUGCCACACCGCCGUGACGCCGUCGACGCGAUGCCAUCGUGACGCCGUCGCCGCGGCCGUCAGAGUUCCCACGCAGGUCGUCCGACGGCUACGAGAAAAUUCGACCGAUACGGGAAUUGCGUCCCCCAAAGCAACCUCGUAGACAAUCGGCCUUCGACUGGGUCUGUGCUGGUUGUACGAAUGUCAACUACUCCGGUCGACUGGCGUGCAAUAAAUGUCAAAGACCCGUGACCGCCGCGUGCCGGCUGGUGACGCCGAAGGGCGAGAUCGCAAAAAGGGACCAGGACGACGUCGGGUUGCUCGAGCGGCAAGUGACGGAGCAGGCUCCCGUUAUGAUAGAAAGGGGCCCACCGGCGCCCGCUUAUUUAUCAGAUGAGGCGCUGGCUCUCGCUGCCCAGAACGCGGAGACGCUCGAGAGCGCUUUGGACAUCGCCUCGCGCGCCAAGGGCCCUCGGGCGCUUGAAGGUGCUGCGAGAAGGCUGGCGAAAGCGCCCGACGGGAGACGGUGCGACGUGCGGCGAGAUCAUAGGUUUUUGUCGUUCUUAAGGGCUCUGCGGACAAGAUUGAUCGAUGACGAACUGGGUCCGUCGGAAACGGCGAAUAUUGUGGUGGCAUUAGCUUCGUUGGGUUGUUGUUCCGGCGGUCUGGACCGGGACGGCCGCGCUUUUGAGGGAAGAGCUUUUGCAUCAAUUGGAAGACGGGCGAGCGUUUCCAUCGAGACCUACGAUUCUGCCGCUCUCAGCUCAUUGUUGUGGGCCUUCACAACAUCAAAGCAGGAGCUCGCGUGCCUCGCAAAGGCUUCCGAGCGCUUCGUGACCAUCGAGGCGUGGGACGCGCCUUCACUCGCGAACGCGUGCUGGGGCCUCGCUUCCCUAAACGCGCCUCUAGACUGGUCCCGCGCUUUGAGAAGGGCGCGGGCCGUCGACGCGUCCGGUGGGGACCUCGCCAAGCUCGUCUGGGCCCUCUCUACCAAUAACCAGGACGUGUCGGCGCUCGCGAACAAGGUGGGCGACGUAACGACGUGGCCGCCCUCCGCCGUCGCGCGCCUCGCCGUCGGGUUGUGUGCAGGAGAUCAUACAAAGGUGCUGCUCAAGGUCGCGGCGCACCUGCGGGAGAGUUUGUCGGACUACGCUUCGUCUGAGUUGGUCGACGUGGCAUACGCGCUGUCGAAAGCGGACGCGCGGGCCUUCCGGCCGGCUAUUGAUCUGGCCCUCGCCGACAUCGACGCUUCCUCGUUGGACUGUGACGCGCUCGCUCGCUUGUUCGAGGCGCUUAGCGCUGCGGAGCCGCCCGCGGACGUCGUCUCGAAAGCUGUUCAUGCGGCUUGUGAUAUGAAGCUGUGGCGGCCGGCGGCGCUCGUGACUGUCGCGGGCCGCGCGACGGACGCGGCCCUGCUGGACGCGCUGGUUGGGGCUUCUCUGGCGCUCCGCGAUCGCUUCGACGGCGCGCAGCGGCGGCAAUUACGGGAGGCCCUCGGCGCGCGCCUGCCCGCGGAUUUUGACAAGGCCGACGCCGCGGUCGCGGACGAGCCGCUCCCCGAGUCCGCGGCGCCGCCGCCGGUCGUCGCGAGGCCGCCGCCGCCGCCGUUGAUAACCGGGCCGUCGCUGCUGCCCGCGUUUUUGCAGGACAAGUUGCGUGGGGACUUUCUGGGGGGUUUUUAGGUGUUGUGUUUUUGUAGCCAUGACCUCCGUUGAUUAGCACGGGUUUCUCAGGCUUCAGGCUAUCAAGGCAUAUUUUAUUGAGUCUCGCCCCCAAUCGCGAGGGUUUGGACGGUUUAACCGGUGAGAGACGUAUCUCUGCGCUGUCGGCGGCGCCGCAAACCCCGGCGCGGAAUGUGGCCCGGAGAUAUCAUUGACGUCGGCAGGGACAGCGCGCCGACCUUCGCUGAUCGAGAUAACGACGGAGACCUGGAUCUUGUCGUCGGAGAAGGGGAUGGUAAACUUUUGUACUACCGUAACGUGGGCACGCCGUCGCAGCCGAAGUUUGAGAAGGUCGACGACGAGAGCCCUUUUGACGGCAUCGACGUCGGCGAGAGAAGAAGUGCGAGCGCGAAGGCAGCGUCGACGGACUACAGCAGGCCGUCCGCAACGUUCAUCUGUACUCGCGCAAGGAGACGCCCCUGGAGAAGAUCCGCGUCUGGGUGGAUUAUGUAUCGAUACCGCAGAAAAAUCGGAGCGUCCAGAAACUGGCCAUCGCGUCGCUCCCGACGUUCGCCAGUUGCUGUGAUUAUUUCGUAGUGGUCGCGCCCGAUGCCACUCACCAGAACACCGGCUGCGCGUGCAACUCGCAAAGCUAUCGGCUCCGCGCGUGGUGUCGCGCCGAGAUCAUGAGCUGCUGGGCGCGGAACGGCACCAAGGACAUGUACUACAACACCAACGAGGCACUGAAACCAUUAGUGGUCCGCGCCCGGCGUCUUGCGAGGCGGCGAUGGCGUAUCCUCAUCACUUCCCGCGCAGGUGAGCGACGAGAUCCUGGCCGAGGCGCUCGAUGUGAUGAACGGGGAGUUUUCGUGCUGUCGCCUCGGCCAUCCGAACGAGGAGCCUUGCGACCGCGAGCAGCUCAUGCUCCCGCUCCUAGGAUUGUACGCGGACGUUUAUCGAGACCGCGAGGGCAAAAGUGCCGCCGCCUACGCGUUCAUCGAGCCGCGAAAGCACCAGCUGUUCCCGGAGACGUUCGAGUACACGCACCGAAGCCCGGACGGCGUCGAGACGACGACGACCCAGGCGCUGUUCGGCGACCUCGUUGCGGCCGUCGAGUACGCGACGGACCAGGAUCUGGGCGACGGCUUGCCUACCCUCGCGCCCGACUUCGCGCCCGGGACCCACGCGCAGAGUCACCGGCUCCACCACGCCAAGCACGGCUCCAAGCACGGUUCCAAGCACGGGAGCGGCUCUUUCGCGGCGCUCUUCAGCUCGACAAGCGGCUCCGUUCGCGGUUCCGUCGGCGCGCCGGCGCCCUGA
This is a messenger RNA of Pelagomonas calceolata, 5375 nucleotides long. The record is from the annotation of a GenBank genome assembly. NCBI's taxonomy places the organism in Eukaryota, Pelagophyceae, Pelagomonadales, Pelagomonadaceae.